AUGACCCUGCCGCGUACGCCGAAGAGUAACAAGAAGAAGAAGAAGAACUCCACGCCGAAGAAAGAAGUGUCUGAGGAAGAAUCCGGAAACGGUGACGCGAAGAAGGAGGAAGUGACGCCAAUCUACAAGCAGUUGCUGGUGCAGCGGAUGAAGGAAGACGCCCGCAAGAUGGAGGAGCAGCUGAAAGCACUUGUGCGUCAGCGAGAUGCUGCGGAAAGGAGGUUGAAGCGGGUGCAGGCAGAUAUCAAGACAAGUGCAGCGGCACCGAACGAGAAUCUGCGGAACGUGCACUUCCUGAGGCAUCAGCUGAGCAACGUGGAGAGCGCUUUUUCCAAGUUUGGUGAGUACCAGGACAAAAUUUAUGCGAUGGCACUCGCGGUGGAAGAGCAGGCAAAGCAUGAGAAGUGUGAGUUGGAGAUCGAGGCGCUGCGCCGCGGACUGACUCUGAAGCUCAAAGAUUUGGUUGAGGAGCUAGAGAAGCCUGGACUGAGCGCUGCGCUCGUUCCAGCUGCCACCCCGCAAUACCUUCCACCGCUGAACGUGCCUCUACCGAAGUUCGACGGGACGUACGAGACGUGGCUCUCGUUCAAGUCGAUGUUUCAGCACGUCAUGGCACGGUAUACGGCUGAGGCUCCGGCGAUCAAGCUUUACCACCUGCGAGACUCGCUGGUCGGAAAGGCUGCCGGUGUGAUUGACCAGGACAUAGUCAAUAACAACGACUAUGAGGCGGCGUGGGCCGUUCUCGAAGACCUGUACGGAGACAAGCGUGCGAUUAUCGAUCGGCACAUCGAUGUUGUCUUCGCUUUGCCCAAGAUCUCCCGCGACAACGCAGCCGAGCUCCGCAAGCUCAUCGACACAUGUGUGAAACACGUUGAGGGAUUGAAGUCGCUGCAGCUUCCGGUCAACGGACUGGGGGAGCAGAUGCUCUUGAACCUGCUGGCGUCCAGGAUGGACCUGGACACGCGAAAAGCCUGGGAGGCGGAACAGAAGGUCGGAGUGCUUCCGACGUACCCAGCAACCAUCGCGUUCCUGAAGGAGAGAUGCCGAGUCCUCGAAAGGUUGGAACCGCACGGUGAGAAAAGCGUCAAGCCACAACGAUCGGUCGCGUUGGUGGUCGCGAGAGGAGCGAAGUGCUACGUUUGCAACCAGCAGCACGAGACCAAGAAUUGCGAGCAGAUUCAGCAGAGAAGCGUCAAUGAAAGGUACAGCCAGCUGCGAAGGUAUGGGUUGUGCUUUAAUUGCAUGAAGAAGGGGCACCGCGCUGGUGAGUGCACCUCAACAAACUCGUGCCAGAGAUGCAGCAAGCGACAUCACACUAUGCUGCACAAGGACGGAGCGUGGAUGUCGGAGACAUCUCCGGCGACGACGGCGCUCGAUGCGCCGAACCCGAACGACGAACUGCGCUGGCAGUCUGGAAGGAGUGAAACAAGCAGCGUUGCAGCCAAGAAAUCGACUCUGCUGUCGACGGCCGUAGUACAGGUCUACGGUGGAGACGGUGUACCGCACCUGUGCCGAACUCUGAUCGAUUCCUGCUCGGAGAACCACUUUAUGACGGAGAGAUUUGCCAACUUGUUGGCGGUCAAGAAAGAGCGAGCAAACUGCGAGGUCAGUGGCUUGAACGGAGGAUGUACGAGGAUCAGUCACUCGGUGCGAGCAACGAUGAAGUCCAGGGUCACAUCGUUCUCGCGGAAGCUGGAGCUGCUGAUCACACCCAAAAUAGUCGAAGAUGCGCCUCUGAGAACGAUCGACGUUGCGAACUGGAACCUACCGUCCAACAUCAAACUUGCAGAUUCAACCUUCAACAAGACCGGACCGGUAGACAUGCUGCUGGGAGCGGGUGUGUUUUGGGACCUGUUGAAGGCUGGUAGAAUUGCUCUGGCAGAUGGCCUUCCUUCACUCAGAGAGACUGAGUUGGGUUGGGUUGUCGGCGGUGCGCUGCCGAUUGGAACACCAGCAACGACGCGCUCGUUCUGCGGUGUAGUAAAGAAGGUGUAG
Messenger RNA from Culex quinquefasciatus (southern house mosquito), 1995 nucleotides. RefSeq lists its product as uncharacterized. Gene Ontology annotation, molecular function: zinc ion binding; nucleic acid binding. NCBI's taxonomy places the organism in Eukaryota, Metazoa, Arthropoda, Insecta, Diptera, Culicidae. The coding region runs from base 1 to 1995 and encodes 664 amino acids. The transcript has a single exon. The record is from RefSeq and is a predicted model, not a curated record.